Carassius auratus (goldfish) is the source of this 4574-nucleotide messenger RNA. RefSeq lists its product as uncharacterized. The record is from RefSeq and is a predicted model, not a curated record. The transcript has 8 exons. NCBI's taxonomy places the organism in Eukaryota, Metazoa, Chordata, Actinopteri, Cypriniformes, Cyprinidae. Gene Ontology annotation, molecular function: GTP binding. Bases 253 to 4230 code for a protein of 1325 amino acids.
AAAGGAAAUCCGCGCGCGAGCGGAGAGAUUCGCGCCCUUCCAUUGUAGUUAAUGCGCUCUCGAGAUUUGUCAGUAAAAUAACGCCAUAACUGGGUUGAGCUUUUAAUUACAAGAGCAGAAUUAAUCACACGCGAAUAUUCGAGUUUUGAAUCUUUAUGUUGUAGUCUCUUCUGAUAAGCGCAUGUAUUUUUCUCCUCGCUGUUUUUCUCCUCUAUCAGAUUUCUCGUUGGAUUUAGAAACUUGAAGGCAGAAAUGGCACAACAUCUGCGAAGCAAGAGAGACCAAAGCCCAACUGAUAGUCCCAACAUGAGUGAUCUGAGGAUUGUCCUGGUGGGGAAAAAUGAGUCAGAAAACAACAGAGUGGGAAACUUAAUAUUCAAUAAAAAUGUGUUUGGGAAGAAAACACCACAACCUGAUGUGGAGACAUUCACGGAAAGAGUGGAGAGAAGAAACAUCACAGUCAUCAACGCAACUCAUCUGCUCAAUCCAGAACUCAGACUUAAAGAAAUAACACAAUACGUGUCCAAGUUGUGUCCUCCAGAGCCUCAUGUGAUCAUACUGGUGCUGCAGCUCAAUGAUUUUAGUCAGAAGAAUAGAGACAUAUUGCCUUCAGUGUUGAACUGCUUUGGUGAGCAUGCGAUGAAGUGCACAAUGAUUCUGACUACUGAUGAGGAGACACGCAGCGCUGAACAUACAUUUGAAAAUGAAUAUAUUCAAGAAAUAUCUACAGAAUGUGGAGGAGGAUGCCUUCAACUUGCACAAAAUACAAAACACUCUCAAAUACUUCAAAAAGUGUAUGAAAUAAUCAGUCAAGGUGUAGUUGAAGAGACACAGCAGAUCUCAUCUCUGCAUGAAGAAGACCGCAAGAGGCUAAGGCGAAGAAGUCAAAGUUUAGGAAUACGCCCUAGCAUGUGUGAUCUGAGGAUUGUUCUUCUGGGGAAGAAUCUAUCAGAAAACAGCAGAGUCAGAAACUCAAUCCUGGGAACAGAUGCACUUAUAGAGCAGCACAAUGUGCUGAAAAUCAGUGAAACAGUGAAGAACAGACACGUCACAGUCAUUAACGCUCUUAAUCUGCUGAAUCCUGACAUCUCAGAUCAUCAGAUCACACAGACAGUGAGAGAGUGUGUGAAUCAAUCUGAUCCAGGACCUCAUGUGUUCAUAAUCAUACUGCAAUAUAAAGACUUCACUGAGGAGGACCUGAGAAGAGUGAAACAUGUGCUCAACAAAUUCAGUGGAGAAGCGAUAAAACGCUCUAUCGUUGUCACGACUGAUGAAGAGAGAGAUGACUCGUACAUUCAUCAGUUAAUAAAGGAGUGUGGAGCAAGACAUUUGGAGUUUGAAAGAGAAAACCCAGAAUGGCAAUUUGACAUAUUCCAUAGGACUGAUAAGAUACUUCAGGAGAACAUGGAAGAAUACCUCACAUGUGAAAUAUUUCAUGAUGCUGAAGGAACAUCAGUGGAUGAAGAGCGAAGAUCUCAUGGUUCAGUCAGAUCAGAGGAAAAAUACAAAGAGCAUUCUUUUUACAAAGAUGAUGGAAAACUCGAACAGAGCAAGAGAAGUGAAGGAAGUCUAAUUGAUAUAAGAGAGUGGAUUCGCUCCAACUUGCCAGCUAAUUACUCUGGAAAACAGAAGCUGAACCUGGUUCUGUGUGGAAGUGAUCCAACAUUUGAAGUCUAUGUGUCCAAACUUUUACGUGGAAAAACUAUAAAAUCUUCACAUCAGAGAGAGAGCAGUGAAGAGUGUGUGAAGAAAGAUGAGAAGAUUCAUGGUCGUCAGAUCAGUGUGAUAGAGCUUCCAGCUCUCAGUCGUCUCUCAGAGGAGGAAGUGAUGCGUCAGACUCUGCACUGCCUUUCUCUCUGUCAACCUGGAGUUCAUGUUUUUCUCCUCAUUGUUCCUGUUGGUCCACUGACUGAUGAAGUCAAAGCAGAAAUAGAGGAGAUCCAGAAUAACUUUUAUUCCAGAGAGCAUUUCAUGGUAAUGUUUAUCAGUGAAGGCACUGUUAAAAGACAAGAUACAGAGUUUAUAAACAGCCCAGAAUCUCAGAGGUUAAUCAGUCUUUGUGGAGGUCGGUACAGAGUGAUGGGUUUAAAAGAGCAUGAAAGCUCAAGACAGAUCCCAGAACUACUGGAUUAUAUUGAGAACAUGAAGACUGAACCCUAUUCACUUCAGAUGUAUUUGAAAGUUCAAGAGAACAGAGCCAGACAUGAAACAGAGGAGAAAUAUGAAGAGAAACUGAAGAAAAUGGAGGAUGAGAUCAAAGAGUUAAAGCAGAAGUUUCAGUCAGAAGUUUCAGGUGCUGAAUGUUCAGAUGAUCAGGAGAGUUUGAGGAUUGUGUUGAUUGGGAGAACAGGAAAUGGAAAGAGUGCAACAGGAAACACUAUUCUAGGAAGAAAUGAGUUUGAGAGUAAAGCAAGCAUGGAUUCAGUGACGACUGUUUGUAAGAAGGGAGUUGGUAAGGUUGAUGGUCGAUCAGUAGCUGUGGUUGAUACUCCAGGACUCUUUGACACAUCACUUUCAAAUGAACAAGCGGUCGAUGAAAUAGUGAAAUGUGUUUCACUCUCAUCUCCUGGACCUCAUGUGUUUGUCAUUGUGUUGAGUGUGGGGAGAUUCACCAAGGAAGAAGCAGACACUGUGGAUCUGAUAAUGAAGAUCUUCGGUCCAAAAGCUGCUCAGUUCAGCAUCGUUCUGUUCACUAGAGGAGACGAACUUAAUGAUGAGUCCAUACAAGAUUAUGUGGAGAGAGGAAACCAUGCUGAGGUCAAGAAACUGAUCAGAGAUUGUGGAAACAGAUUCUUGGCUUUCAAUAACAGAGAAAAACAAGACAGAACUCAAGUGAGCCGACUGUUAAAGAUGAUAGAAGAGGUGAAGAACAGUAAUCAGGGUCGAUACUUCACUAACAGCAUGUUUGAGGAGGCUGAGAUGUCCAUAAAGAAGAGAAUGGAGGAAAUACUGAAAGAGAGAGAAAGAGAAGUUCAGAUUCAAAGAGAAGAAUUAGAAGCCAAAUAUGAGCUGGGCAUGAAAAUCCUGUUGAAGAGACUCGAGGAUGAGAAACAAAGAGCAGAUGAGGAGAGAAUGAAGAUGGAGAAUCAAUUCAGAGAAAAAGAGAAACAACUUAGAAAAGAGUUUGAAGAGAAAGAAAAAACAGAAAAGAAGGAAAGAGAGAAGGAAAACCAGAAACGAUCAGAAGAAGAAAAACAGCGAAGAGCUGAAUAUAUUAAAAAAAUUGAAGAAAUGAAGAGAGAGAUUGAAAACCAGAGAUCACAGUAUGAAAAACAGCAAAAAGAAAGAGAAGUAGAAGAUAGAAAGAGAGAAGAGAGAUACAGACGAGAUCAAGAAAAAAUGAAAAAAGAACAAGAACGUGUUAUAACAGAGUUAAAGAUGAAAGAAGAAAAAGAAAUGAAAAAGAGAGAUUUAGAGGAAAAAAGGAAAAAAGAACAAGAAGAGAAAGAAAGAAAAGAAUGGGUGAGAAAAAUAAAAGAGGCUGAAAAUGACAGAAAAGAGACUCAAGAAGAAAUAAAACGACAACAGAGAGAAUGGGAGGAAGAAAAGAAACGCCAGAUGAUAGAACGAGAGGAAGAAGAAAGAAAGAGAAAAGAGAAACAUGAGGAACAGCUGAGAGAAAAACAAGAUGAAAUGGAGACAAUGAGAAAGAAAUUUGAAAAAGAGAGAGAAGAAGAACAACAGAAGAUAGAGGAUGAGAGACAGAAACAGAAAAGAGAAAGAGAAGAUAAAGAAAGAGAAUAUGAACGAAAGAAAACUGAAAUUGAAAGACAUUAUGAACAAUUGGAACGAGAGAGAAAAAAGGGAUGGGAGAGAAGAAAACAAGAAGAUGAUGAGAGACAAGAAGAAGAAAGAAAGAGAUGGAAAAAAAUGAUUGAAGAUCUGAAACAAGAACAACAAGAAGAGAUAAAGAGAAGAGAAAGAGAGAGAAUAGAAAGAGAAGUGAAAGAGAGAGAUAAAAUGAAACAGAAACAUGAAGAGGAAAUAAAACAGAUGAAGAGGAAACAUGAAGAUGAAGCCAGAAAACAAGCAGAAGAACUGCAUGAUUUCAGAGAGAGAUAUAAUCAGCAGGUUCAGGAGCUCACAGAGAUGCUGGAAGAACGUCAGAAACAACAGGAAUUACUGGAAAAACUCUAUCAGCACCUGCAUGCACAGAAAGGAGAAGAAAUAAAAGAGCUACAAAAACAAGUUGAAAAACUGAAAAAUAAACCAGGCUGUAUCAUUAUGUGAUUGAUUUCAAGCAUAAAGAUGAGUGCCAACAACAUUUAUGCUUCCGUUAAUUUUUAUUAUAUUAACUUACCUUAAGCUGUUUGAUUAGAAUUGCCUUGCUGACAAAAUGAGAAAAUGUAAAAAGAUUUCAUUUAGUUUUUCUGAUACUGUUUUGAACCAUUUCAUAUUGGCAUUUUCAUAUUGCUUGCAUACUUCAGUAUUACAUAAAAAUGUCAAAUACUGCAAUAUUAUUUUCUUCCCCCAUUGUUUUCACUUCUACAUCUACAGGUGCAUCUCAAUAAAUUAGAAUGUCAUUUAUUUCAGAAAUUCAACUCAAAUUGUGAAACUUGUAUAUUAAAUAAAUU